GUGGGCGGGGGCGGGCCCAGGGUGAAGGAGCUGAGGCCCUCAGCGAGCCUGGCCUGGAGGCGGUGGCAGUCGCUGUGGUGGCGUGAAAACUGCGGGCAUGGUGGGGCGGGAGAAGGAGCUCUCCAUCCACUUUGUUCCUGGGGACUGCCGGCUCGUGGAGGAGGAAGUUAACAUCCCCAAUAGACGAGUUCUGGUUACUGGAGCUACUGGGCUUCUUGGCAGAGCCGUGUACAAAGAAUUUCAGCAGAAUAAUUGGCAUGCCAUUGGCUGUGGUUUUAGAAGAGCAAGACCAAAAUUUGAACAGGUUAAUCUAUUAGAUUCGGCUGCAGUCCAUCACAUCGUUCAAGAUUUUCAGCCCCAUGUCAUAGUACAUUGUGCAGCAGAGAGAAGGCCAGAUGUUGUAGAAACUUAUCCAGAUGCUGCUUCUCAACUUAAUGUGGAUGCUUCUGGGAAUUUAGCAAAAGAAGCAGCUGCAAUUGGAGCAUUUCUGAUCUACAUUAGUUCAGAUUAUGUAUUUGAUGGAACAGAUCCACCUUAUGGAGAGGAAGACAUAGCCAGUCCCCUAAAUCUGUAUGGCAAAACAAAAUUAGAAGGAGAAAAGGCUGUUCUGGAGAACAAUUUAGGUGCUGCUGUUUUGAGAAUUCCUAUUCUGUAUGGAGAAGUUGAAAAGCUUGAAGAAAGUUCUGUGACUGUUAUGUUUGAUAAAGUACAGUUCAGUAACAAGUCAGCAAACAUGGACCACUGGCAGCAGAGGUUCCCCACACAUGUCAAAGAUGUAGCCACUGUAUGUCGUCAGUUAGCAGAAAAGAGAAUGCUGGAUCCCUCAAUUAAGGGAACCUUUCACUGGUCUGGCAAUGAACAGAUGACAAAAUAUGAAAUGGCAUGUGCCAUCGCAGAUGCCUUCAACCUCCCCAGCAGCCACCUAAGACCUAUAACGGACAGCCCUGUCUUAGGAGCACAACGUCCAAGAAAUGCUCAGCUUGACUGCUCCAAAUUGGAGACCUUGGGCAUUGGCCAGAGAACGCCAUUUCGAAUUGGAAUCAAAGAAUCACUCUGGCCUUUCCUCAUUGACAAGAAAUGGAGACAAACAGUUUUUCAUUAGUGUAUGUGUGUGUGCUUUUUGUUUUUUAAUGAGAAAUAUAGUAUGUGGCACUUUUUUAAAGAAAAAUGGAAAUAGUUUUGUAUGAGUGCUCUUUAAUUGUGACUCAUGAUCUUUCAGGUAAAAUGAUGCUCUUGCACUAGUGAAAUUGUCUAAAGAAACUAAAGGCAAUAAUGCCUUGUUUGAAGUAAUAAUUUUUCCAUUUAUCAUUUUGUUUGUUCUGGCUUUACUUGCUGUUUGAAUAUAGUAAAUUAUGAUUUUGAAAUAUUUCAGAGCCAGGAUGAAACAAAUCUGCUGUAUACUUUUCCUUGGAUGAGAAGCGUUGUUCAUUCCUAUAACCUCUACAUUUUCAGGACUUUUGUGACUGUUGACCGUUUUAUGUUUUAAGUGUGUUAAACAAUGUGAAAAUCAUUGAUGCUCAUAUUUGCUUUGCUUGAACUCUGAUCAAAAUGAAGAAAGAAAGUUUAUUUUUGCAACUUAAGGGCAGUUCUUAAGCUUGAGAUAUUUCAACAUGUUACAUGUAUUGGAACUCGUUCAUCUUGAUGCCUCCUGCUUUUGUAGCAGUGUAUGAUGAACACUUGAGAGAGAUGUGCGUAUGUGUAUGUAUUUUUUUGAUAUAUAUAAAACUGUCCUUUUCACUCCAUGUCACUAAGUCAGAUUUCACGUGUGUGGUUAUACUAAUAAUAAUGGGCCUUGUAAGUCUUUUGGCCACUCAUGAAUAAUAAAAAAUAUGUACUGCUGGCA
Messenger RNA from Manis pentadactyla (Chinese pangolin), 1843 nucleotides. RefSeq names its product methionine adenosyltransferase 2 non-catalytic beta subunit (gene MAT2B). The transcript is spliced from 7 exons. The record is from RefSeq and is a predicted model, not a curated record. Lineage: Eukaryota; Metazoa; Chordata; Mammalia; Pholidota; Manidae. Gene Ontology annotation, cellular component: methionine adenosyltransferase complex. Gene Ontology annotation, biological process: S-adenosylmethionine biosynthetic process. Gene Ontology annotation, molecular function: methionine adenosyltransferase regulator activity. Bases 98 to 1102 code for a protein of 334 amino acids.